Molecule: messenger RNA, 4914 nt
Organism: Gopherus evgoodei (Goodes thornscrub tortoise)
Lineage: Eukaryota; Metazoa; Chordata; Testudines; Testudinidae
Gene: NHLRC1
Product: NHL repeat containing E3 ubiquitin protein ligase 1
Exons: 1
Coding region: 165-1367 (400 amino acids)
Biological process (GO): protein polyubiquitination; proteasome-mediated ubiquitin-dependent protein catabolic process; negative regulation of translation
Molecular function (GO): ubiquitin protein ligase activity; translation repressor activity; protein binding
Source: RefSeq, a predicted model, not a curated record
UUAGAGGGCAGGAGACUACAGCAAAUGCUUUGAAAUGGAACAUACCAUCUGCAUUUAUGGGAAAGCCUCUGAUGUAACACAGUCCUGUGACUAUCCAAUGUGACCAGAUGGCAACAUCACACCGCUAGCACAGUAUAAUCAACAAUCCUCUUAAAGCUGCAACUAUGUCUGCCAGGGCCCCUGAUAGAAUGCAGAUGAUGACAGAACUGGUGAACGAAACUGAGGUCAGUUUACUUGAAUGCAAAGUGUGUUUUGAAAAAUAUAGCCAGAAGAAGAAACACCGGCCCAGGAACUUGCCCUGUGGACAUGUUAUAUGCUUGGAGUGUGUAUUCUCUCUAGCACACCCAAGGAAUUUUAGGUUGGAGUGCCCUUUCUGUCGAAGAGCUUGCAAAUCCUCAGAGACAAGUGACUGCUUACCAUUACUGCACCUGAUAGAGAUCUUAAGCCCUGCAACUAAUAUUCCUUUAGCUUCAGGAACAACAACUGGGGUAGGUGGUGAAGCAGCUGUAUCAGCAUCUCUAGGCUUAACAUUCAACCUUUCUUUCGGAGGCUGGGGGACACUGAUCAAUCCGACUGGGAUUGCAAUGUGUCGGCGGUCUGACUGUGUAGUAGUGGCACAUGAUGGCAAAAAAAGGAUUAAGCUGUUCGGCUUGAGUGGAAGCUGUAUGCAGCAGUUUGGGGAAAGAGGAGAUGCAGGCAAUGAUAUUAAAUACCCACUUGACGUGACAGUUACAUUGGAUGGCCACGUGGUUGUCACAGACAGCGGAGAUCACUCUGUGAAAGUGUUUGAUUUUAAUGGAAGAGGCAAGCUAAUUAUCAGGGAAUCCUUUUGUUUACCAUGGGGUUUGGAUACCACCCCAGAGAAUGAAAUUAUCCUGUCUGAUCCAGAGGCAGGUGCUCUUUCUCGCUUGACAGCCAAUUUUAGAAAAGGAGAAUUAAAGAAGAUUCAAAAGAUCCAGUCUAACUUAUGCCACCCAAGAGAGGUGGCAGUUUCUCAGACUUCUGGAAUUAUUGCUGUAAUAGAGCACCUGAAAGCUAAGGGACCAAACUACAGCAGCACAAGAGUGAAGAUAUUCAGUGCUGACAUGAAACUCAUUGGCCAGAUGGAUAGCUUUGGUCUGAACCUAGUGUUUCCCUCCAAAAUAUAUGCCACUGCUUUGGUCUUCGACAGAGAGGGACACAUAAUAGUAGCAGAUGCCUAUAACCAAAUUGUAUUGUGCUUGGGAAAACCUGAGGAAUUUCCUGUCUUAAGGCCCAUAAUUACCCAAGGGCUUUCUUAUCCUGUGGCAUUGACUUACACAGCAAACAAUUCUCUGAUUGUCUUAGACAGUGGUGAUCAUUCAAUUAAAAUAUAUACUGCUAGCUGAACUGUUUUGGAUUUUUACUAAUUUUGUUCCAUUUCAGAUUUUAAAAGAAGUCAUUAGGUUUUUAGCAGAUGCAUGUGUGGAUUUUUUCUGCCAUGAUUUUGUGUGAAACUUAUCAUUUUUAUGGACAUCCUGUAUGGUCGUUGACAUUUGCUCAUCAAUUCUGACUUCUGAGUAUGUGUGAGAGACAAAGUGCGUAUUCUAAAUAGCACCAGACAAAGAGACCUCAACCAGAUGGCUUGACAUUUCUUCUAAACUAUUAUACAACUAUUAUUUCUCUCUCUCUAUUUUUGUGUGUUUAAAAUGAACAAUAGUUUUGUGUUAGAUAAUGGAAGAUCCUAGAUCAAUUAUGAAGCAGAGAAUGACUUGCACCUUUUGGUUAUCUUGACUGAAGUCUCGCUUACAAAAUGUUUUUUUGAUAAGGUGAGAGAAUCUCCUGAGAAAGAAGCAGCAAUUUUCAGAAAUUCUAUUAGAAGGGAGACUUUCUAGCUCAGGAGACUGGUAACUGGAAGUAGAACAUUUCACUUCAAGAUUACUUUAAUCCAGUUGAGAUCAGUAGUGACAAAGUAAUGAUCAUUGUUCAAUGGCCAGGUUGAAAUGAGUUGGGUGGUUAAAGUGUAGUUUCCCACAUUACAAAAACCACCAUGAAGUCUGCUAUUAUGACUGUGACUUAAUGGGCCUAGAGACUCACGCACUCAUUCCUAGAGGUAGGCCCAUGAAAGAGUUAAGACAUAGUGAUGGUGCAGCAUUUGGAAGCUUGUACUGUCUGGGCCAUGCAUUUUCUUUAGAGAAUUAUCUUCUAGUGGUCAGGUUUCCCUCAUGCACCACUUCUUCAUUAACACUAACUUUGCUUCUAAAAAUAAAGUUUUAAAAUUUGUAACAAAGACAGUGUCUUAAUGUUUGACCACAGUUAUGCAUUUUUCUGUGUGCCAUGCUUGUAUGAAUUCUUAUAGGUUCUUACACUAACCUCAUCACUGUAGUUUGUGUGCUUGCAUUUCAAUACCCUAGCUGUGAAAUUAUAGUGGAAUAAAAGACAGCUUCUGCACAUGGAUAUAGACAGUGAUGUGGCAGAACUCCAACGGCUCAAAGGUCUAGGCAGUUAUCUGGUCAAAAACUUGUUUGCAGCUCUGCAAACUGAAUUGGGCAUCUUACAGAAACAGACCUUCAUGAGAUUUCUCGUACUUUGUGAUUCUGAGUGACCUUUCUAAUGAAAUAUUAUCACUUCUGCUUCCAAACCUAACCAGAACUAAGUGUAGAUGUGGGUGAGAUGGGCUGGAGAAGGUUAACCUCAUUUUUUCCUCCCCAACGUUCAAAAAAGAUUUUGGGUCAGUUCUUAUUUUAUCCAAGACAGUCCAACUGUGUCUUGUCACUGGUUCUGUUGCUUCUCUGGAUAGCAAAAAUUGAAGAUACAUUGGUAUGACUUAAAUAGGGAUUAUAAUAUUACUUUAGUUGGACUCUUCACUGAACCUUUUUGGCUUUCUCUGCUGCAAAAAAGAGGCUGUUUAAUAACUUUGAAUUAUUAAGUAGUUUGACAGUGGUGGCAGUUUUGAUAUAAGUAUAAAAAACUCUUAUUUUCCUCUUAUUUUCCUUUAAACCUAUUUGGCCUCACAGACUGUGAAUAAGAUAUUCUGUAUUUCCACAUGCUCUGAACCAAAGCCCUUUCAAGUCAGAGGGAGUUUUUCCAUUAAGUUUAGCGGGCUCUUGAUCAGGCUUUUAGAGUAUAUAAUUACUAGAUAAUACUGUACCCCUACCCUAACUGACAAAUCCUUAUUUUAAACAGGACCAGGGCACUUUCAGCAUCUCGUUUCAGACUGAAUAUAUCUUUGUACCUGUCUUGUAUUAAAAUAUUUGAAAGUGAUAGAAUUCUGUUAAAUAAGCUAUUUUCAAAAAGUUUUACUGAAUAGUGACAUACCAGGAUAUUAAUAAUGGUGGGGUUGGACAGUAUCAUGAAGUUUCUGCACUUAUUUAUUAUGGGUUUCUGUUAGUUUACUUCUGUAUAUUCAUUUUUCUUUGGUAUCACUAGAUCUGUUGCAGAGAAACUUUAUAUUAUAUGAGAGAUUUUAUGGAUCUGGACUGUAGAUCUUUUCCAACCCCACCUGCCACACACUAAGGCAGUGAUUCCCAAACUGUGGGGCAUGCCCCCUUGGGGGGCACAGAGGAACAUUUGGUGGGGCAUGUGGGGGGGCUUAGGCCAGCCCCCACUGUGGGUGGGGAUGGAGUGCUCCCCAGCCGCAGCUCCACUCCAUCCCCAGCCCAGCUCUGCCUUGAUUCCUUCUCGGCUCCUCAGAACAGCUCCACCUUCCGCUCAAGCUCCUCCACUGACCAACAGUGCAGUAGUGGGGGGCACGGACAGAUUCCAUUACUGGUAAGUGGAGGCGACAGGAAAAGUUUUGGCACCACUGCAAUAAGGGGUCUGAGGGUGACAAGAUUUGGAUUCUCCAUAAGAAGAAUUCUGCUGCCACAACGGGAUUCCUCUGUGGGUCAGGACACUAAUGCAGGGAGCACUUUGUUACUUCUCUGAGGAGGAAAAAGAACCUCUUCUCCUGCUGCCAGCAAGAGCUUACUAUUAACUGUGGUGUCUGUGGAGGAUACCAAACUGAUUUGAUAGAGGAGAGAGAAGGGCACAGUCUUCCUCAGAGAAUUGAUGUACUUCUAAAUGCAUGGGAAGGGUACCUUAGAUGUAUGUAAAAUAAUGAAGCGUACUAGACAGUUUGACAGUUUAAGGGGCUAGACAGUUUAGGCUGCGAUCCAUCAACUGGCUUGUCCUUUCAACCAGCUUAACCCCUUCCCACACCCACCUCUGGAAAACCCCACUCUCUUGUGCACCAGCACAACAGAGAGUAAGAGUUUGUCCUUACUCUUUAACUCAUGGAUGAAUAAACUUUGGAUCACCUAGAGCCACAAUGGUAACUAGCCAGGAGCUGAAAUACUAACUUAAUUUUUAAAUAAAUUCACACCAUUUUAAAAUUCAAACACAAAAGCCAAGCACAAAACACAAAUUGUCCUUGUACUGUACUUCUCUUUUGAUAGAUAAUAGAAAUAGCUUGAUGAUUGAGUUCACAAACUGCUUUUGUCCCCGACCUGCAGUAGUAGGAAGAUGGCAGCUGAGACAGAAGGAUCUAUUCUAGAAUGCUGCAGACUACACUGACUUUUGCAUGUGUCAAAUGUGUGUUCUUUAGUUGAAUGAUGCAUUAUAUAUUGUGUUUAUUAUGAAUCUCAUUGCUUUGCCUUGUAAAACGCUGGGCAGAGAAACUAUUUAAAAUUCUGUUUUCAGUUAUUAAGGUUGGGUGCCUAAAAUAUAGGCACCUAAAUAAGUGUCCUGUCCUAUGAAAAUGCUGACUACGUGCAGCUCCCACUGACUUCUGAAACUGCAUAAAUAUGGAUGUAGGUGACCAACUUUAGGCACUCAUGUUUGGAACUUUUGGCCUGAGUUAUUGUGUGGCAGGGUAACCAUAUGACUGCAGUACAUUUUUCUCCUCUUGUUUGCUCUUUUAUUCUUUGUAAAUGUGUACUAAAACUUAAAAUUAAUAAAAUGCUAUUUUUUCAGGGG